CUUCUCUCACUCGGCUCGCUCUUGUUCUGGCCGAAUUCCCCCUUCGCUCCAUCUUCCCCGCACUUUUGGUUGCCCUCAAACCUUUUAAAAUGUGGCCGCUUGUCUGUGAUUCGUCAGACGCGAGAGAAUGUGGCUUUUUGUGCGCCUCUCUCUCCUGCGCGCUCACUCCUCGCUCCCUCUUCCUCCCUCCAUCUCUGAUUAGAUACACUGAUUCUCCUUUCAAUGGACGUCAUUUAGCGCGCACUCUCUGCCUUGAGUCGCUUCCUCGCUUCACGCUCGAUUUCCCACCAUUCUUCCCUUAUUAAGUAUUCGUGUAAUAUUAAUAGUCAUGAAUAUCUUCUAUUAGGAGUGCAAGGGAAGGCGCACAAUCUGCUAACAUGAGCUCAACUGCUCUCUGAUCGAGGGAGAAAACAGAAGAAGGAUAUAAGAAACUUUAUGCAAUAAUCCGCAGGAGAAAACGGUGUAUUUUCACAUCACUCGAAGGGCACGAGGAACUGGACCGCAUUCUGAUGGAUUACCGGACCUCGUCGGGGCGCAUCUGACCGCUGCCGCUGCGCUUUUACCAUAGUGUCCUUCUGGCUUCUGCUUUUUUUUUUUACAAAAAAAAAUUUCGCUAUUAUUUAUGUUCCUUGUUUUAUCGGCGGCGCUUUAACCACAUCUUUCCCGUUUUUGAAUUGUCACAAAAGCUUCGCAGAUGUUAGUGCACAGUUUUUCCGCGAUGGAUCGUCACGACGCCACCAGCAACGGGACAUCCAGGUUACCGCAGCUGGGCAGCGUGGGCCAGUCUCCGUACAGCAGCGCGCCGCCGCUCUCGCACACCCCCAACUCCGACUUCCAGCCUCCGUACUUCCCUCCGCCCUACCAGCCCAUCUACCCGCAGUCUCAGGACCCGUACUCGCACGUGAACGACCCCUAUUCCCUGAACCCCCUGCACGCCCAGCCGCAGCCGCAGCACCCGGGCUGGCCGGGCCAGAGACAGAGCCAGGAGGGCAGUUUGCUGCAUCAGCACCGCGCUUUGCCCCACCAGCUGUGCAGGGAGUACCGCAGGGAGGUCCUGCUGCCCUCGGCCCACGGAAUCGACUCGGGACUCACUGACUCUCUCCCUAUCCAUGGAAUACCUCAUUCUUUAGAAGAUGUGCAGCACGUUGAAGAUCAAGGAAUACACAUCCCAGACCAGACUGUAAUAAAGAAAGGACCCGUGUCCCUGUCCAAGAACAACAGCAACGCCGUGUCCUCCAUACCCCUCAAUAAGGACGGGCUCUUCGGAGGGGUGGUCAACCCCAAUGAGGUCUUCUGCUCGGUCCCGGGUCGUCUGUCCCUCCUCAGCUCCACAUCCAAGUACAAGGUGACAGUGGCGGAAGUGCAGAGGCGCCUGUCCCCCCCCGAGUGCCUCAACGCGUCCCUGCUGGGUGGGGUGCUGAGGAGAGCCAAAUCCAAGAACGGUGGAAGGUCUUUAAGAGAAAAAUUGGAUAAAAUCGGACUAAACCUGCCGGCAGGUAGACGCAAAGCGGCCAAUGUUACGUUGUUAACGUCACUAGUGGAGGGAGAAGCUGUGCAUCUUGCCAGAGAUUUUGGUUAUGUCUGCGAAACGGAAUUCCCAGCCAAGGCAGUAGCGGAAUAUGUAAACCGUCAGCAUUCCGACCCAAAUGAGCAAGUCCAAAGAAAAAACAUGCUAUUGGCAACAAAACAAAUCUGCAAGGAAUUUACCGACCUCCUUUCGCAGGACCGCUCGCCCUUGGGGAACUCCCGCCCCCAGCCCAUCCUGGAGCCGGGCAUCCAGAGCUGUUUGACUCAUUUCAGCCUCAUUUCGCACGGCUUCGGGACCCCGGCCGUGUGCGCGGCCCUCACCGCCUUACAGAACUACCUGACUGAGGCCAUCAAAGCCAUGGACAAGAUGUACCUGAACAACAACCCCAACAGCCACUCAGACAACGGCACCAAAAGUGGAGAUAAGGACGAGAAGCACAGAAAGUGACUCCGGCCUCCUCCAAUACGCGUAUUAAAAACCACAUCUAAAUAUUACUGAGCGUGCCAAUUCUUAAUGUUGAGAUUUUUUUCCAAGCCUCUUUUUACGAAAACUCGUUUUUUUUUUUUUUUUGGAUUCGGGGGAAGAGCCCCCCCCCUCCCCCCUUUCCCGCACAGAGCUCAAGGCUUCACGGGAGCAGAGAGAGAUGGUGUGUGUGAGAGAAAGGGUGUGUGUCGUGGUGUGUCACAUGGAGACACCCUUGGUCCUUCCUCCUCUUCUGAGCUGCAUCGGACUCAAGUGCCGACUGAACCACUGUAGCCACGCGAGAAAAAGAAGCGAGAAGAGGACGAGUUUUAUCAGUAUUGUGAAUAAUAAACUUGAAAAAAAAAAUAAUCAAAAUAAAAAAUACACGGUUCCAUGUCAUGACUUCAGUUGUAAGACUUCAGACUUCAAGAGACCAACGUGAACUUUGAAUUUCGACACGAUUCACGGUUGUAUAAGGGAAUCUGUGUUCAUGUAUGUAUAUAUUUAUUUAUGUGUAAUUUAAUGGGAAUUGUAAAUAUGGUGCGUCUGUUGAAACCUUUUUUUUUUUUAAUUUAUCUGGUGCCUCCUGUUUUAGUGGGUUAAUUAUUCGGUUAGUUCUUCAUGUGGUUUAAUGGUUCUUAGAAAACUGAAGUUUGGGGUGUUAACAAUUUUUUUUUUUUUUUUUGCUCUGGGACACUUCCAUCCAGCUCUCCUGUAGCAUGCUGAGGCGAAACUGAAGCAAGUGAACAAAUUUUAAUACGAAUGAUCUCAUUGCCAUUGUCUCUAUAUCUCAUCCUUAUUGCACAUCGUUUUGAUCGAAUAGCGCAAAGCAAAGACCCUUAACGAGAGUUUAAACACUGUUCUGUGAUUCUGUUUUAUUUCAUUUGAUCCUCUGUGUUGUGUCAAUCUGAAUACUUUUCGCCUCCUGUUCUUCCCUUGAAGCACCAUAAAAGCAAUAAAUUGAUAUUGUCUUUUGAUUUUUUUUUCCCCUUCUUCUUGUUUUGAGACCUUCAGAACAUUUGGGACCACCUGAUAUCCUUUUUUUUUUUGUCCAAUGUGCACAUUGGAGGAGGAUUUAGCUGUAUUGUAUAGACCUGUGCUGGCAAUAGAUCCCUUGCCUGUUAAUGUAUUAUAGUCCUUUGUUGCCCAGAUAAUAAAUAUUUGAUACGCUUCAUGUUGAUUUUUAUUUAAGUAUGUUUUAUUUAAAUGCCCCUGUCGGUGUUUUAUGUAGUUUGUGUAGCUUGCUGUAAUUGAGUUUGAUCCCCCUUGACGAUUGCCUCAUGCAGUAAGCAGUUUGAACCCACUGUUUCCCUCAAGUAUAAUGAAAACUUACUUUCAGCUCAAAGUUAAGCGACCCGGAUCUCUCAGCGGGCAGGUGCUCAUGUUCUCAGGCAAAUUGGCCGAAGCCUGAAGCAAAAAUGACCUUCCACUCAACUCAGCUGAGGCUUAUAUUACAUAUAAGGUUAUUUGAAAACUUUUUUAAGGUAAUCUUUCUUUUCUUUCCCCUUAAAAUCAUCUUGUUGGUGAUGGUAACAAA
Messenger RNA from Scleropages formosus (Asian bonytongue), 3527 nucleotides. It is a transcript of the gene tfap2a, whose product is annotated as transcription factor AP-2 alpha. NCBI's taxonomy places the organism in Eukaryota, Metazoa, Chordata, Actinopteri, Osteoglossiformes, Osteoglossidae. Gene Ontology annotation, cellular component: nucleus. Gene Ontology annotation, biological process: regulation of transcription by RNA polymerase II; regulation of cell population proliferation; anatomical structure development. Gene Ontology annotation, molecular function: DNA-binding transcription factor activity, RNA polymerase II-specific; RNA polymerase II transcription regulatory region sequence-specific DNA binding. The record is from RefSeq and is a predicted model, not a curated record. The transcript has 7 exons. Bases 695 to 1975 code for a protein of 426 amino acids.